GUUUCGCAUCACUUCACCUCAGCCAUUUUCCGACCGGGUGAAUCUGCGGUUGAUGUGAUAGUGGGAACCUUUAUGUUCAGUUAUAACAUUCUGUCCGGUUCAGCGCUGUUGUUUUCGAGAUGGACGCGGAUAUUUGGUUCCGGGAAUGGACGUCCAAAAGUGGCCAGAAACUAUCGAAAAUGCAAAUAACACGGCUUGUCGCUCUUACAAGGCAAUGGAGAAGUAAUAUUACAUCUGAUACUUUGGGCAUUUGGACCUCAAACCCUUCCGCUGAGUUUUGGGGAUUUGAGCCCUUCCAAACAGAAAGCGCGUGGGUACGGGAAUGCUUGGAGACCAAAGUCCCAGCCUUCGAAGACUGUGAAGGAAAUACUGAGGACUGUGAGAAAGUCUCUGCACGCCGUAGGGUACUUCUUAUCAUUCUUCAUGAUAUCAUUCAAAGGGAAAUACUGCGAUUGCGAGCAUCUCCCCAGGCACAGUCAGUCAAGUUUCUUACCGCAGCUGUUAGAAAUAUUGUGGGACAAGCUUAUCCCGGGAAGGAUAAUAAGAAGUUAUGCGACAAAUGCACCCAUCUUCAGCGGUAUGGGCAAAGGUAUUCGUCUCUGACGAGGAAAGAGUUGGUAUUAACCCCCCUGCAAGCUACUUCAUCUAACUUUGAAAGGGCUAAGAUAGAAAAUAUUGAGACGGAGGCGCUUGUUGCAUUCGGGGAAGCGACCUACGAUGAAAAGCAUCAGAAUGACCUACAGAAGGCAUUUGAAUGCAUUCUAAACACCUGUCCAUUUAAGCGACCUGAAAAUUCAAAGUUGCGGCUACCCUCGAAUUCGACACGAAGGCGUCUCCGCAAAAUGGCCGCAAGAACUAAGGAUACACAAAAACCUUCAGCGCCUCCGACUACCUCUCAUCGAAAUAAAACCCCAGUCAUUCGAAAUUCAAUUCAACAGGAUCUCAUUUUGAACUCUUAUUACCCGAGGCCACGGCCCGAUACUUUCAGCUCCCCAGAGAAACCGCCGGAGUCUGGGGAAACCUCUUCGCAUGUCCCCGAUGGCACACUGACAGGCCAAGUCUCUGAAGAGGUACUCAAUCCAUCAGCCGAAGCUUGGAAUGCGGCUCCCAUGCAGACGGAAGAGCAUCUAUUUGAUCUUUACUUCAAUCCCUCUAACUCCUUGGAAAACCUUCCUGAGAUGCCUCAACACGUUGACCAGCUUUUCUAUGGUACGUGGUCGGCAAACGCGGAUCUUUAUUUCAACCCUUCUGCCUCUCUAGAGAGUCUGCCACGAACAUUUCAGCAGAGUGAUGUGCGUAAUAUACAGCUAGAUGAAACAGGACCUUCAAAUUGCCUGUCACCUGGUUUCAUUCCCUCUGGCUACUUGGGAAACUUGUCUCAGGUACCUCAAAACUCCAUUGCUUUGAAUAGUACAGAACCGGCAACGACAGAGAUCCCUUGCCUAGACCCUUCUGCCUCUGUGGAAUGGCUGCCAGGUACAUUCCAGCAGAAUGGUAUUCAUGAUAUGCGACCGGAAGAAACGCAACCCUUCGAAAUCUCGCCGCCUCGGUUUAAUCCUUCUGGAUACUUUGAAAACUUGCCUCGAGACUCUAUUGCUUUCGAUAAUACAAAACAAACAGCCAUAGAUCUUCCUUGUUCGAAGAUUCCUGUCUCCCUAGAGAGCCUACAAAGCACAUAUCGGAACUCUAUUGUGCCGCUGUUGAAUAAUACGCAUCACAUGACAAUUCGGAGACUCAUUUCAAUCCGUCCAGCUCUCUAGAAACCUUUCCAUCCCGGAAUUCCGGCUCUUUUCUGUUAUGAAUCAACCAUCAUGGACAUGGUUCGUCCCGCCGUAUGGAUAGUCACCACAGCAGAUUUAACAGGGUUGACAAAUAGCCUGUUGAUAAAUAGGAGUAAUCAAUCAUGCAGUCAAUUUUAGUUGCGGCUUUCCAACGAAAAGGCAAAUUAGUCCUGCAGUUAGGCGCACAGUACCGUCAUGGUAUACAUAGGAGCCAGGACGUAGACUUUCGCUUGGCGUAAAUAUCCCUUCAGGGCAGUUCUCAUCCUUGGUAGGAAUAGAAAUUAUUGGAUCUCCUUGGACCGUUUCGACAGGUAUAAUAUACUCAGGGCCGGUCUCGUUUUCAAUAGUUAUGGUUUUCACGAUUUUCCACGCUGCAUAGGCUAGAUGCUGCAGGGUCGGUCAGCUAAGCCUGGCCUCAGUUCAGUUCUACUUACAUCCAGAUGCAAAGACUUGAGAAGUGGUGCGACUGUUGCAUCAAGACUCCUGUUUGAAUAUUGUACAUUGCCGUUCUCGGUUUUCUUUAUGACCGCGUGUUUAAUGUCCCGCUGGAGUGAUUCCAAUGAUUUCUGGCCUUCGGAGUCGAUGUCCAUCUUUCGUACAGUUGUCGGGGCCAUCUCGCAUAGGGAAUAAGACACUAACUCGUAAUAGAAAUGGUUUCUUG
This is a messenger RNA of Aspergillus welwitschiae, 2442 nucleotides long. RefSeq lists its product as uncharacterized. The record is from RefSeq and is a predicted model, not a curated record. The transcript has 4 exons. Lineage: Eukaryota; Fungi; Ascomycota; Eurotiomycetes; Eurotiales; Aspergillaceae. Bases 120 to 1760 code for a protein of 546 amino acids.